CCGGGUUUCUGUUGGAAUGGCAAUUCUCUUGCACAGAAGGCUAAGCCUUUUAACUUGGAGUUGAGCCCACACACAGUUUCACGAUGUCCAGUCAGGACGAGGACCCGCUCGCUAAAGGUGCCACAAACAGUGGCCCCAAGCAGGAUCCAAGCGCCGCUGAACGCAACAAGCUUCGCAAGCAAAGUCUCAUGAAGAGCCUCGAGAGUUUGGAGGCCUCGCCAGACGGUAGCCCUUUGCUGGCGCCACUGGCAGAGAAGAAUGAGGAAGGGGAGGAUGAUGUCAUCGGGGAUUUGCCGUUCAGACGGGCAAUGUCUCCACAAGUCGAGGAUUUGGGCAACCAAUUGACCAGGGAGGCGGCAUCCCAUGACUUGCUGAGCACUUCAAUGCCACUAGACUUCUUGCAACGGCAAGCCAGUCCUGAAGACAGAAGCUCUGAACCAUUCGGAAGUCGGAGCUCGAGCAAAGAAUCAGAGAGCCAUUUCUCUGUGUCAUCAAGACCUACUGACAGAGGCAGAAGCAAGGAGCUUUUGAAGAAGGGAAGUACUGCUGCUGGAAGUGGCACCACAGUGCGCCGACUAGAUCGAGAGGAACUCGAGCGUCUAGGUCAAGAGAUAAAGGACAUCCGGUCGACGUACGAGGACAAGUUUGUUGAGAAAAUGGACUACUUAUCUUUACUCUCACGAAUGGCCAGGGUGGAAGAGUCUCUUGAGGAACAGCUUGGGCAAGGAGGCACUGUGACAUCAAUGCUUGGCAAUCUCACAAAAGAAAGCAGGAUGCAUAUGGCGGACAGCCACAAGCUGCGCAGAGAGCUGGAGGAGAUUAGCAAAGCAACAGUGGAGAACACUUCUCGAAUCCGUGACGAAUCUCAUCGCGUGGAAAAUGCUGCUAGCCAUGCGUUUCGCACAGCCAAGCAUUUGGAACAGGUAAGCAAAGAUUUCUCCGUGACAAAGGAGGCGAUGCUUCACCCAGUGCUGACAGAGGUCUUCCGAGAAGAUGUCUCACGGAUGGCCAAAGCGGUACAGGUCCUGGCCAACGAGUUCAGUAUGUUUGAGCAGGAAAAUCUAGAGUCCGAUCAGCAAAAGGCGGAGCAGAUCCGCAGCGCAAGUGAUGCAAUCAAAGAGUUGCAAGAGCAGAUUGGACGGCAUGAAAUUAAAGGUUCUACAAUGGAGGGUGGCUUGGAACACAUCAAGCAGGAAGUGGACUUAUGUGCAAAGCAGGUUGGCUUAAAGAAACUUGAAAGAACAAUCAUGGAUAUGCAAGAAGAAAGUGCCAGGCUACGAGAAGUUGUUCACGAGAAGUUCUUCCAAAUACAGGACCAAGAAAGAAGAGAGGUGAUGGCGGCCUUUGCUGCAAGAUGGGACCCGUACAACAAGACAAGAUUGCUGCGGAAAACCGUAGAUGGGUGGGUAGAGUUUCUCCGACGGCAGAAUAAAUCACGGGAGGCUUUAGCGCGUGUCAAGCAAGUCUACGCCAAGACGCAUGUGACAGCCCGUUUGAGAUCAUGGUGGUAUCUUAUGCAGCGGGACCAUACUGAUGGCCAAUUCAAGCGGCUUUCUGAGAACUUGGAAACUCAAGAGGCAAAGUUGGAAGGUGCCCGUGGAGCUUUACUGAGACAUGAGAAGGCCACCUCGGAGCAGGCUCGCAACCUUCAAUAUAGGGUGCUUGCGGUUGAGAAAGGUCUUGAAGCUGCAGAGAGGGAGAAGGCCACCAAGCAAGAGGUUACGGAGAGCCUUGGCGAGAUUGACCGUCGUUUGACUGAGGAGCUUUCCCUCAACCCUAUCAGGGAGGACAUUGUACACAUCAAAGAUUUGAUCCAGAAGCUGCAGGAUGACAAGAUGGAUGCAGUCGACGCAGAGGCGGAUCGGGACAAGGUGCAUGGAUUCUGUUCAGAGUUUCGAACCUGGCUUCAACGUCAUGACGAAUCAAUCAAGCGGAAGGCUGAGAUCUCCGAAAAUGACACAAAAGCUGAUGCCCGAACGAUCGAGCAGGUCUUGGUUCUAUUGGCAAAGCAGGCAGAUCAGCUAGCCACUGUGGUCGCGCACGAUUUUGACCAAUUACGGAAAGCAUUGACCAGGUUCCUCGAAAUUUCACCAGACUUUCGAAAGGCAUCUUUGGCAAUUGGAUUCGAGCCACAUGAGCAGUGUGUUGCUUGCCGAGCUUUGCCCCGCAAGUGUGCCAAUGAUGGCGCCACAGGCUCAGAUGGAGUUGUGUACAAACUGUCGAUGGAUACUUCUAUAUCGACUAUAGAAGAGACUCAGAAAAUGCUGGCGGAGAAACUCAGAUAUCCACUGAGUCUUGCAAGCAAUGCCUUUGCCGGAUGUGCACGCCCACUCAACAAUCGCGCGGAAGACACAGAUACAGUUUCAGAUCAGCAAUUACCACUGCUGCGGCAGAUCGUGCUCGCAGAGUCUGGUUGGCUUGCUGGAAAGGAGUCAUUGCCCGAUCGAAUAGCUUUCUCAAGGAAAUUGGUCCACACAGAGGCGCCUUCAUUACAGGAUGUGCCCAUCCCUGUCGCAACUCCCCGAAGCAAACGACGUCCGCCGAGUGCCCAGGAUGCUGGUCGAGACCGCCCACAGAGUGUGCGAUCGUAUUUCCCUGCAGUCGGAGGUCCCGGAGGUAGCGCUCAGAAGGCUCGGUGAUGUGUUCACAAAAUUUGUUAUUUCUUCGGAAGCCAUUGAACAUAAUUUUCUGCGAAAUUGCAGAAACCGAACUGAAAAAAACACAUUAAAUAUAUUAUAUAUAUAGUUAUAAAUAUCAAAUUUCUUGGAGGAACCUUAGUUUGAACAAUGCUGGUGUCAAUUGGUCAACACGGCCUCCCCUGGCAAGCAAUUGAGGGCAGUGAAUCGUAUCAACCCCACAAACAAACAUCUAUAAAAAUUGAAGAAUAGCAGUAGUAGUGGUGGCGAUAGUGGUGGUAGUGGUAGUGGUAGUUAGUAAUAGAAAUGGAAGUAGGAUGAUGAAUAGGAGAAAUAGGAAUAUAAUUCGAAAUUAUAUUGAUAUAUAUUGGUUGUAAUAUAAUAAUAUAUUAUUCUUAUUAUCGAAAGGAUAAUAAUUUUAAUUAUAUAAAAAUAUAUACAAAAUAUAUU
Messenger RNA from Durusdinium trenchii, 3086 nucleotides. The record is from the annotation of a GenBank genome assembly. NCBI's taxonomy places the organism in Eukaryota, Dinophyceae, Suessiales, Symbiodiniaceae.